Messenger RNA from Cydia strobilella, 3508 nucleotides. RefSeq names its product protein lin-9 homolog (gene Aly). The record is from RefSeq and is a predicted model, not a curated record. Gene Ontology annotation, molecular function: DNA binding. The transcript is spliced from 2 exons. Bases 131 to 1843 code for a protein of 570 amino acids. Lineage: Eukaryota; Metazoa; Arthropoda; Insecta; Lepidoptera; Tortricidae. Gene Ontology annotation, cellular component: nucleoplasm; transcription repressor complex. Gene Ontology annotation, biological process: regulation of cell cycle; regulation of transcription by RNA polymerase II; DNA-templated transcription.
AACAACAAUGCAAUAUAUUUCAAGUAAAAUACGCUCAAAAUGUGUCAACAUUGAAGAGCUCGAACAGUAAUACCAUAAUCAACACUUGGCGCUUUCAUUCAUCUUCAAAUCAAAAUUACUUUAUAUCAAUAUGGCGGAUAAAUCGGAAAGGUCGCAAGAUGCUAAUAAUCUGUCGAGGUCGCAAGUCAAAGUCAAGGAUGAGCCGAUGGAUUUGGAUUUGCCGGAUGAGGAGGACUUGCCGCCAGCGUUUGGGCCUGCAGCACUCGGCCUUCACAGAGUGGGCACAAAGUUACCGCCAAAACCAGCGCCCAGCGAACCAGUGCAGAAACUCAAUGCAAGAGGAAUGCCCGCGCGCAUCAGAAAGAAAAAUAGAUUUAUCUUUGUUGACGAUUUUGUGAAUACCUCUCCUCCCAGGCAGUCACCAAAGCGAGUUCCAAAGAUAUUGUCUAAAACACCUAUCAAACAAUCAAGUGCUAAGAAACAGAAAUCCCCAUCAAAAGUGCAAAGAAACCAUGACAAAUAUGAUGAUAAAAUAGAGACUGUGAACAGUCAGUCACCAGACCGCAAAUCGGGGCAACGGAUCGGCAUGAGGCUGAGAAACCUCCUUAAACUCCCUAAAGCCCACAAGUGGGUAUGUUUUGAAUACUUUUACAGCAACAUUGACAAAGCUUUGUUUGAUGGUGAGAAUGAUUUCAUGAUCUGUCUCAAAGAAUCAUUUCCCCAGUUGGCCAAUCAUAAGCUCACUCAGGUUCAGUGGGCUAAAAUCAGGAGAAUGAUGGGCAAGCCUCGCAGAUGUUCCCAGGCAUUUUUUGCUGAAGAACGUAAGGAAUUAGAAAGGAAGAGGAAAUUAAUAAGAUAUAUUCAACAGAGGAAAAGUGCUGACAUAUGUAUCAAAGAUUUGCCAAAUGAAAUUCCUAUGCAGUUAGUGGUGGGAACUAAAGUAACAGCACGGCUGCGCAAACCUCAGGAUGGACUUUUUACUGGAUGCAUAGAUGCCGUUGACACCUCUAAUAACACAUAUAGAAUAACGUUUGAGAGACCAAAGUUGGGCACUCAUUCUGUUCCCGACUAUGAAGUUUUGUCCAAUGACCCACCCGACACAAUAUGUCUGUCAAGUAUAACACAGAAGUUUAGACCAAGAUAUGUCAUGCAAGAAAUAAUCAAUUUGUACAAUCCUUCAGUACAAAAUAACAACACGCAAGGAGAUCCUAUGAUUGGAUGCUCAGAUAUAACAAAGCAAUUGGACACUAUUGGGAGCUAUCCAUUCCCACUCCUGGAACUCAUUGUCAAACUGACUAAAGUUUUACAGGCCAAAAAGGGAAAAAUUAACAGACUAAAGGAAUAUAACUGUGAAGCAGAGAAGAGAAAAUCAUUUGGGCAAAAAAUGCCUGAAGAUUUUGAAAGGAAAUAUGCUGCGGUUGUUAUUGAUUUGGAAAGAAUGAACAUGGAUUUGCAAGAAUACAUAAAUGAAGUGCAAACAUAUUGCCACCAGAUUGCUCCAGGGCCGAGCCUAGCCGCAAUGUUGGCGCCCUCACAUUUGCGGGAGAAAUGCAGGGAGGAGGCCACAAUAUUAGUAGAGAAAAACCAUAAUGGAUCAGUCAAGGACGCCACAUUGAUUGACCUUGUAACUGACCUCACUGCGUUGAUGUUGCAAGUCAAAAGUUUAUCUGAUUCCGAUCAAAAUGCUUAUGAAUUGUGCGUGCUGCAGGGAACCAUGGACCAGAUAAAAAUGAAACUGGAACCAAAACAUCAAAGGCAAUUCCAAAACAAUGUAGCAAUACACAUGCAAAGGAUUCAGAUGGGGUUAGGGCAAAUGACAUCUAACAGUUAUGUUAUUGGGUAAUUACAUCCCACCAUUUGCUUAAAAUACAUAUAGUCAUCGACUUCCGGUUCGAGCGCCAUCUUGAUAGUUAGCAUUGUGAUUAAUUACUUUGUUUUUUGCAAUUUAAUAUUGUUUAAAGUGUAAUAUCGAUAGCUUAUUAUACAGUAAACUAAUGUGGUAGUGUGCAGUGAAUGGAGAAUUAAUUUUGAAGCGCGUUUAACCACCAUCUUGGAGUCAACGGCCGGUAGUCCAUGUGCUUCUUGUAAAGUCUAGCUAUCGAUUUAUAAGAGCUAACAAAUCACCGUACACUGUCUUGUACAACCGUACAAUUUUCGUCGUUUUUAAACCUCUUAAUACCUUGAUAAUGGCGAAAUAGUCCCACUGGGCUGAAGCCAUAAUUUUAAAAGAAGAAGAAGAAACAUAUAGUCAUCAGCAAUUUCAAAUACCUACUAUGUAUGUAAAAAAUGGUAACUGAAAACUGAACAAAGUAUUUCUAUAGUUUGUUCUGCUCAUAUUCAUUCAAAAAAUUUAAGGGUCGCCGGCAAGCUCGGUUCUUCAUACAAACGUAGUUACGCUCUCAUUUUAAAACAAGCAGCUCUUUUGCUCUGAAACUUAGUACUUACAAUAGGAUAAGGUAUAUCUAUGUCUGUAAUUAGUUUAUGUAGCUUCAGAUACCAUAGUAAAAAAAAAUACAGCGAAUUUAAGUUUUUCAUACAACACUUGUUUUAGCUAUAUUUCGAUUGUUAUAUAUAUUGGCGCUAUAUAAACUAAUUACAUACCUAGAUAUACCUCAUGUCAUUGUAAGUGCAAAGUUUCAUUAUAAUCCAACACAUAGUUUUAAAAUGAGAACAAAACCGUUUGUAUGAGCUUGCCGGGGACUCCACCGGGGGGGAACUGUCUUGGAAGUUAUGUCAAGCCAUUUAUUUGUCAAAUUUCUAUGAAAAUAUUAUGUUUAUAAUAAUGAUUAAUGACACCUUUUCACUUUGUUCUAUUCCAAUUGUUGCAGUUAGCUUAGGGUGUAUUUCUUGGUCCAAUGUGUAUUUGCGUCUCACAUCUUGCUUAAUAAUGAGAGUGAGACGCAAUGCACAUGGAAUGGAAAGCUACCUUACCUUGUCAUUUAUAAUCCAAAAAAAAACAAUAAUUUUAAACAGUUUUUAUCAAGGAGCCAAAUCUCUAUGUAUGAAAAGUGUCCAUCAAAAAACAGUAAUUAGGCGGCGCCACCAUACACCGACAUGGUUAUUUGUUGCCUUAUAUGGUUCAUGUUAUACUCAUGUCCCAGAGUCUAACUAGCGCCACCGGAGAGAUUAGGAACUAUUAUUUAAAGCUGAAAGCGGUCACUUUUGCAACAAUUCUGCCAUAAGAGAUUGGCAUCCAUUCUAUACCAUCCAUAAGUUUUUAUGUCCACAAACUCAAGAUUUUGACAUGCUAUUUAUGAAAUGAACUUCAAUAGGUACCUAGUUAAUUAAUGUGCAAAAUUUUAUAUUUUAUUGAAUAAGAGUACUCUGUAAAAUUAAUAAAUGUGUCAUUUUCAAGUAAAAGGUACCACAUUGUCGCUUGCUACAAGGACGCUCUGACAGGUUUUUCGUAUAAAGAUAUAAACAAUUUUCGUCCUUAUGGUAAGCGCCAAUGUGGUACCUUUUGCCUGAAAAUGUCACAAAUAUUGUAUGCCAAUGUUGAUCGUUGCCG